AUGAGUCGGCAACUGAGCGUCAAGUCCGGUGGCAACAAGGGCAGCUUCAGUGUGCACUCGGCGGUGGUGCCCAGGAAGGCCGUGGGCAGCCUGUCCUCCCACCGUGCCGCGGGCAGAGGGGCUGGGCCUGGCUUCGGCAGUAGGAGCCUCUACAACUUCGGAGGGAAUCGGCACGUUUCUUUCAAUGUGGCUGUCAGCGGCCUUCGGGCUGGAGGGUAUGGCUUCGGGCAUGGGGCUGGAUAUGGUGGGGGACGGGCCAGUGGCUUUGCUGGCAGCAUGUUUGGUAGCAUGGCCCUGGGGCCCGUGUGUCCCUCCAUGUGCCCACCUGGGGGCAUCCACCAGGUCACCGUCAACAAAAACCUCCUGGCGCCCCUCACCGUGGAGCUGGACCCCGAGAUCCAGAAGGUGCGCGCCCAGGAGCGGGAGCAGAUCAAGGCUCUGAAUGAUAAGUUCGCCUCCUUCAUCGACAAGGUGCGGUUCCUGGAGCAGCAAAACCAGGUUCUAGAAACCAAGUGGGAGCUGCUGCAGCAGCUGGACCUGAGCAACUGCACGAAGAACCUGGAGCCCAUCCUCGAGGGCUACAUCACCAGCCUACAGAAGCAGCUGGAGGCGCUGGCUGGGGACAGGGUGAGGCUGGACUCCGAGCUGCGCAGCAUGAGGGACCUGGUGGAGGACUACAAGAAGAGGUUUGAGGUGGAGAUUAACCAGCGCACAGCAGCUGAGAACGAGUUUGUGGUGCUCAAGAAGGACGUAGAUGCAGCCUAUGCAGGCAAGGUGGAACUUCAGGCCAAAGUGGACUCUCUGGACAAAGACAUCAAGUUCCUCAAGUGCCUGUACGAUGCGGAGAUUGCCCAGAUCCAGACUCACGCCAGUGAGACCUCCGUCAUCCUGUCCAUGGACAACAACCGGAACCUGGACCUGGACAGCAUCAUCGCCGAGGUCUGCGUCCAUUAUGAGGAGAUCGCCCUGAAGAGCAAGGCUGAGGCCGAGGCCCUGUACCAGACCAAGAUCCAGGAGCUGCAGCUGGCGGCCAGCCGGCACGGAGACGACCUGAAACACACCAAGGGCGAGAUGUCGGAGCUGAGCCGGCUCAUCCAGAGGAUCCGGGGUGAGGUCGGGAACGUGAGGAAGCAGUGCACCAACCUAGAGACCGCCAUCGCCGAUGCUGAGCAGCGGGGAGACUGUGCCCUCAGGGAUGCCCGGGCCAAGCUGGAUGAGCUGGAGGGCGCCCUGCACCAGGCCAAGGAGGAGCUGGCACGGAUGCUGCGUGAGUACCAGGAGCUCAUGAGCCUGAAGCUGGCCUUGGACAUGGAGAUCGCCACCUACCGGAAGCUGCUGGAGGGCGAGGAGUGCAGGUGA
Messenger RNA from Carlito syrichta (Philippine tarsier), 1359 nucleotides. RefSeq names its product keratin 74 (gene KRT74). The transcript is spliced from 7 exons. Lineage: Eukaryota; Metazoa; Chordata; Mammalia; Primates; Tarsiidae. Gene Ontology annotation, molecular function: structural constituent of skin epidermis. Bases 1 to 1359 code for a protein of 452 amino acids. Gene Ontology annotation, biological process: intermediate filament organization; keratinization. Gene Ontology annotation, cellular component: keratin filament. The record is from RefSeq and is a predicted model, not a curated record.